CUUUAUCAUCGUUUGGGUUCUCAGAGUUAAAAAGAAAAAGUCUUGUCGCGUAACAUCUAGCUUGAAGCCUAGGAGUUUAUCAACAAACGGAACCUUUUUACUUCUUGAACUGUUUUUUCUUUCGUAUUUGGCUUCCGUUAGCUAAGAUGACAGAUCUAAGGCAUCGUGGAGCUAGAGACACCGACCAGCAGCAGCCGUCAGAGGACAAGGGCUCAGACAGCGAGCUGAAGCCAGACAAAGAUGGGGUUUCUGACAGUGAGUCCAAGGUGGACUCAGGAGUCCCCGAGGUGCCAGUUCCUCCUGAUGACACCCCCGAGGUCCUGAACAAGGCUUUGUCUGGACUCUCCUCCAGAUGGAAGAACUGGUGGGUGCGAGGUAUCCUCACGCUAGCAAUGAUCUCCUUCUUCUUCAUCAUCAUCUACCUGGGCCCCAUGGUGCUUAUGAUGAUUGUCCUUUGUGUUCAGAUCAAGUGUUUCCACGAAAUCAUCACGAUCGGUUACAGCGUGUACCACUCCUAUGACCUGCCCUGGUUCCGGACGCUGAGCUGGUACUUCCUGCUGUGUGUGAACUACUUCUUUUAUGGUGAGACUGUGACGGAUUACUUCUUCACCCUGGUGCAACGAGAGGAGCCGCUCCGCAUCCUCAGCAAAUACCAUCGCUUCAUCUCCUUUGCCCUCUACCUCACAGGCUUCUGCAUGUUUGUGCUGAGUUUGGUGAAGAAACAUUAUCGCCUUCAGUUCUACAUGUUUGGUUGGACCCACGUGACCCUGCUGAUCGUGGUGACUCAGUCUCACCUCAUCAUUCACAACCUGUUUGAGGGGAUGAUCUGGUUCAUUGUGCCCAUUUCCUGUGUGAUCUGCAAUGACAUCAUGGCCUACAUGUUUGGUUUCUUCUUUGGCCGAACCCCCCUCAUUAAGCUGUCCCCUAAGAAGACAUGGGAGGGAUUCAUUGGUGGGCUGUUUGCCACCAUUGUGUUUGGAAUCUUGCUCUCCUACGUCAUGGCCAGCUGCCGCUACUUUGUUUGUCCGGUGGAGUUCAACAACGACUCCAACAGCUUCCAGGUGGAUUGUGAGCCGUCGGAGCUCUUCCAGCUACAGGAAUACACUCUGCCUAGUGUCCUGGAGUCAGUCACAGGAUGGACCACGGUGCGUCUGUAUCCUUUCCAGAUCCACAGCAUCGCUCUCUCCUCCUUCGCCUCCAUCGUUGGACCCUUUGGUGGCUUCUUUGCCAGUGGCUUCAAGAGAGCUUUUAAGAUCAAGGACUUUGCCAACACCAUCCCAGGCCACGGUGGCAUUAUGGACCGAUUUGACUGCCAGUAUAUCAUGGCCACAUUUGUCAAUGUUUACAUUGCAAGCUUCAUCAGGGGCCCCAACCCCAGCAAGGUGAUCCAGCAGCUGCUGGCCCUCCGCCCUGAUCAGCAGCUCCACAUCUUUAACUCCCUGAAGGCUCACCUGAUCGAGAAAGGCCUGCUGCCAGCUAUGGAGGUCAACGCUUAAGAGCCCCGCCCCCUACGGCCCAGAGACGGGGCUCCCUCCCCCCUCCCCCGACUCUGAGAGGAUUGAUGCUUUUGUGUGAGCAGGAACAAGUCUGGGAAAAUAUAAACAGACAGCAGGUCAUUCCAUGUCCUCUGGGUUUGAGAGUGGUGUGUGUUGUGUUCGUACGGUGUGUGAGUUCUGGUUCUGUUAGUGGAUUACUACCGUCACACACUUUCAGCAUAGCCGCUAUUUAUCUGUCAGAUUUCUGUUUCAGCCUGUUUACAGAAUAUCCUCAAUAAGAUCCGUUAUGUGUUCAUAUUUUAUUGUACUGAUGAUUUUGGUAAUUUAAUGCACUGCUCUCAAACCUGUUACUGUGUUGUUACGUCAGCAGCAGCCCCCCCCCCCCCCCCCCCCAAAGGAAUCCUCUUAAAUUUUCUUUCGUUGUGAUUGUUGUAUUUAUACAGAGAUGGCUUUUUAUAUAUUUGGUAUUUUCUAUCAUAUCUUAAUGUUGUUUUCCUUCAGGCUGUGAAGACUUUGCCACGUGUGCGUUUGUGUGUCUUGUCUUGUUUUUAGUUGUUUCGCGGCGCGACUAAAUCAGUAGCACGCUUCACUAAAGGAGUGCACGUUUUCAGAGAUGUUUUAAAGCUGAUUAAUGCCAAAACCAUCUUCUGCAAGUUACCACGUUAGUGUUUUUGCCCUCUGCAGUAAUGCAGUAGCUGUGUUUAAUUGAACACAAACUGAUCAGGAGGUACCUGUGAAGGCUAGAGCCUUUCAGGGCAAAUCUGUUGUGAGCGAAUUCAGGUGGGACUGAGACGGAAUGUAGAGUUUUGUUCUGAAUCUCAGCCAAUCAGCUCCAGCUCUAGGAUGCUGCUCUUUUGAGUUUCCCUUAGAGUCAAACUUGGAUUCACUAAACUGUAGAUGUAUGUACGGUUAGGUGCUGUAGACGGGUUGGAGGUGUGGAGACACACUCAGAGAUCAGCCACCUGACGCUCGCUCUGUGUCCAUUUGUUAUUUUUCCCCUAAAUGAGAGAGAAGAAGGAUUUGUGCUCAUAAUUGGAACCAGAUGAGUUGUGUUGUUUCCACAGAGUGCCGUUGAGCAGAUUCUGGACUAAAGGAUGAAAAGGUCAGCGCCGAGGUCACGUUACACUAACCAAACUAAAGAACUGGUGACUGUGUUCAGUUCGUGUCCCUGUUUUUAUACGAUAUUCAUGUGUUAUCUAGAUCAUAGAUAAAACCAGUCAUUGCUUUUCGUUACAUCUGAAUGUAAUGCCAUAGAUAUUUAUUGCUGUCAUGAUUGUGUCGCAUUCAAACAUAACUAUAUUUAUUUAAAGCUGGGGUCAUUCUGUUGUACGGCUGUUAACAAUCCCUUUAGAAGCCUGUCCGACGAGUCUUUGCUGCCGUGUGGGACAGAGUAGCGGGACGGUAUUUCCUCACAGUGACCGUUAGGUGUUCUUUUAGGCUUGAACCUGGUUGCUGUUGUGUCGGUGUCUGAGUUGCAGUCCAAUCGGCGUGUUGAUCAUAAGAGUCCUGCCAUCUUCUGUGUGUGUGAGGGCGCUCUGCUGGGGUGUUGCAGGUGGCCACUAGAGAGAGCUGGAGCUCCUGAGCUCAGGAUGAAACCGAGAGGUAUGAACCGUUUUACCUCUGCUUGUUGCAUUCCAUCCCUAGAGAUGUGUUUUUACCUAGAAGAGAGGUUUUUAAUCAUAUUUCUGGUGCCGCUCUGCUGCCGUGCACCAUGUUCUGCCAGGACCCCCUCAGAAGAAAUGGAAGGGAGUCAUGUCUGUCCCGUGUUCUGUGCAGGUUCCCCUUUGUGGACAUUUUGUCUGUGCUCAUAGAUUCCCUACAAAUUUUAGUACAUAUAUAUAUUCUUAAACUGCAAUGGUUUGUUUAAAUGCAUAUUAUAGAGAAAUCUGUAUUCUUUAAUGCUAAUGUGUGCUUUGCCUUGGUUCAGAGAAAAAUAAACGUGUUUAAAAACAUCA
Messenger RNA from Nothobranchius furzeri (turquoise killifish), 3451 nucleotides. RefSeq names its product CDP-diacylglycerol synthase (phosphatidate cytidylyltransferase) 2 (gene cds2). Gene Ontology annotation, molecular function: phosphatidate cytidylyltransferase activity. The record is from RefSeq and is a predicted model, not a curated record. NCBI's taxonomy places the organism in Eukaryota, Metazoa, Chordata, Actinopteri, Cyprinodontiformes, Nothobranchiidae. Gene Ontology annotation, cellular component: endoplasmic reticulum membrane.